AUGGCGCAUACACUGACAGGCCGUAAGAUUCCGAUUGUUGGCGCCAGUGGUCAACUUGGCAAGCCGACUCUCAAAGCACUACUAUCCAAAGGGGUUCAUACCAUAACUGCCAUCCAACGCAACGAAUCUACAAGCCAAUUUCCAUCAGAAGUCAGCGUCAAAAGAGGGUCUUUCGAGGAUGAGUCUUUCCUUGUAAAUGCUCUCAAAGGGCAAGACGUUCUGGUAGUGAUUGUUCCGAUUCCUAACAUGGAUCUUGGGGACCGAUUUAUCCGGGCAGCCGCCAAGGCUGGAGUGCCAUACAUCUUUCCAACAGAGUUUGGCGUCGAUGCACCAAAAGUUGAGAAUGAGCAUUCUAUGAUGGCGCCGAAAGUAGCGAGACGCAGAAUGAUCGAAGAUCUUGGAGUGAGCAGCUGGAUUGCUGUUAUUACAAACUUUUGGCUGGAUUUUAACAUUCAACUCGGCCUCUGGGGCAUUGAUGUUGAAGCCCGGAAAGCAGAAAUGUUCAAGAACGCGGACGCUAAGAUUUCGACGACAACCCUUUCACGAUCUGGAGAAGGAGUUGCUGUACUUCUCAGCCUGCCAGAAGCUGAGUUGGCCCAGUUCAGAAACAAAUCCUAUUACUAUUCAUCUUUCGAGCUCUCGCAGCGAGAUAUUUUUGAGGCGAUCAAGUGAGCCACGGGGACAAGAGACGCAGACUGGGAUAUUAGUGAAAAAGAUGCUCCAGAGAUAAUUGCGCCCACAGAGUCGAAAAUCCGAGGAGGCGAUGGCUAUGCGGAGUGGUAUAGGCUAUUUGCGAUGUACUUUCAAGGCAUUCAAGGUUCAAAUUAUUAGGACAAAGCUAUUGAUCUGGAG
Molecule: messenger RNA, 852 nt
Organism: Trichoderma asperellum CBS 433.97
Lineage: Eukaryota; Fungi; Ascomycota; Sordariomycetes; Hypocreales; Hypocreaceae
Source: RefSeq, a predicted model, not a curated record